Molecule: messenger RNA, 2033 nt
Organism: Elaeis guineensis (African oil palm)
Lineage: Eukaryota; Viridiplantae; Streptophyta; Magnoliopsida; Arecales; Arecaceae
Source: RefSeq, a predicted model, not a curated record
UAUUUAUUUGUUUUCUUGCUUUGUUGAGCCAACUGGUGUCAGUUUCUGAACUACCGAAACAGAAAGCGACCACUGCUGAAGCUUACGAGACAACAACGGUCGGCGAGGCGCGUUCAUUAUUUUUCUGAUAGCCGAUACGUCCCGCAUCCGCUGCCCCAAGCCCCAAGCUACAUUAAACCCCAUCCACCGCCUCUCUUCUCUCCCUCGUGCCCCCCGCUGGCCGAUGCCUCGAGAAGAGACCCCGCGGGCGGAGGAGGAGGAGGAGGAGGAGGAAAUAUGAACGACCUCUCCGCCACCGCCGCCGGCCGCCGGUGCCAGCUCCCGGUCCCCUCCACUGUCCCCUGCGUCAUCGUCCCUCUUCUCCUCGCCGCCCUCGCUGUCUCCCUCCUCAUCCUCGUCGUCGUCCACAACGCCCUCCUCCUCGCCACCGUCCUCCUCUUCUCCGCCCUCAUCGCCUCCUUCUUCCUAUGGAAUGCGGCCAGCUUCCGGAAUGACCGCGCCGUUCUUGUCUUCCUCGACCGCCUCCCGACCUCCGACCUCGUCACCGCCAGGGACGGCCAGCUCGUCAAGAUCACCGGGUUUGCUUCGUGUGAGGAUCUUUCUCUUGAAUCUUCAUAUGAGAAGGUUGGAAGAUGUGUGUAUACAUCAACAGUUCUGUAUGAAUAUAGCGGAUUUGGAUCAAAGCCAGCAAAUGCCAAUGGUAGAUACUUCCAAUGGAAUUUAAUAUAUGUGGAGAGGUUUGCUGCAGACUUCUACAUAACAGAUAUAAAGUCUGGUGCCAGAGCUUUGGUGAAGGCUGGUUACACCUCGAAAGUGUUCCCCCUGAUUGAUGAAAACAUACUUGUUAACACGACUAGUAAAACCAGAGAACUGUCUUCUACCUUGAAGAACUGGCUAGAAAGAAGAUACCUUUCUGCUGAAGCUCGUUUGUUACGUCUCAAGGAAGGGUACAUCAAGGAGGGAAGCUCUUUGACUGUGAUGGGAAUGUUGAGCAGAAAGAAUGGUGCCCUCAUGAUAGUUCCACCACCCGAGCCUUUCUCUACAGGUUGCCUACUGCAAAAAUUUCUUCUUCCUGCUGAUAUUGAUGGCGUAGUUUUGAAAUUCUCUGGCAAGAAUAGUUCCAUGACUAACCUAAGUCUUUCAUGAGACACACCGAAUAUCUGGUGAUACGUUGGUUUUAUGGCAUCACUUACAGUUUGAGUAGCUUUGGUUCCAAAUACUUCAUGUUAUAUAUUCCUGAUUGCAGAUUUUAUUUGGUGAAAAUGAGCCAUCUGGUUUUUCUACAAAUUUCCUUUUGAACUUAUCCUCAAAUUCCUAUCCAAGAGUAUCAACGGUGGACCACAUUAAUUGCUUUUAAUGCUGGAUCAUUACAGCUUAUAAGCAUAAAAGUAACUUUUCAGGUGAAUGUUUUACUUGAUCCUAUUACAUUCUGUACAACUUUUGACUGGACUUCCCAUGGUCAUGCUUUACAUUCAACGGAACGGUUAUUUAUGGACUUCCCAUAGUCAUGCUUUACAUUCAACGGAACGGUUAUUUAUCAGCAUGAUUUGCAUCCAUAACUAAAGUUUUUAGCUGUAUGUGACAUUGAGAAUAUAUACUAAAACAGUACAUUAAGUUGAAUUAAGAUUCUUGACACAUCUUUGCAAUUGUUUUUCAUGGACACAAUUUGAAGCCAUGUAUCAGGUAAAUAACUACAAUUUAUACAGCCAGUUUGGCAUCAUGUGUCAUUAAUGCCAUUUCUUAGAGCAAAUGAUGGUAAAUGUAAAGCAAGAGAGCAUGCACAACUAUUUUUUGGCAAACUUGGAGUUUAUUCAUGACCUGAGUACUGGGAGAAUAUUUUUUUGGGUAGUUGUGAAGGCCAGCCAAUUUGGCCGGGUGCAGAAACAAAUUUGAAGACAUAGAAGUGAUGUCAUGUAAUGUAGAGAGUUUGAGUGGUGGUAAAACUUAACUGGGAUAAAGUAUUGCCUUUAUCACUUUUUUCUCAUUGUAAAAUGCAAUUACUGCUGAUGUACGUAGUGUGGACUAUUAUUUUA